AUUAAGAGUUUUGCAACAGAGCGAGUUUGAAACAGUGCUAAAGCAGAUCAGGUAGCCGUAAUUGCUGAUUAAAAGACAAGAGGAGGAAGAAGCUAAAGAAAAAGUGACAGAAAGGAAAGGGGUAAAGGGAAGUGCACUAAGUAAAGGGGGUUCAGAUAUAGGUAUCUUCUUGUUUACCUGUGGGGUUUCAGUAUCCAAUUUGUUGUCAUCUGUUUGACCGGCAGAUUGCAGGAACACACUGAGGGGAACCACAAAACAAUGAGGCAGAAGAAAGAAAGUCAUACACAUCUGGAAUGGCAUGAAAACUAAUGCCCAGGUUCCUGAAGACAAUACUACACCAUUAAACCCAACACAUCAAGUGCCUCGACCUGGUAAGCACAGAAAACCCAUGACUGCUCCACAGGCCCAGGUGGCAAAAAGGCCAUCCAAGAAAAAGAUUGUCAUUACAGUCCUGAUCGUUUUGGUCAUAUUGGCCAUUCUGGCUGUGGCUGCUUUCUUCAUCAAGCAGCUGAUCGAGAGUAAGUAUUUCUUUUGCUCCAAGUCGGUGAAGUUCAUUCCACUGGAGAAUGCCUGUGAUGGCAAGGCGGACUGCAGCGGAGCCGAGGAUGAGUCAACCUGUGUAAAGAAGUAUAGAGCCAACUCCACCUUCCCCUUACGGCUGAUCACAUCACGUAAUGUCCUUCAAGUAUACAACCCUAAUGAGAGUAAAUGGAAAAGUGUAUGUUCAGAGGGUUUCACCAAAGAACACGCUGAGGCCGCGUGCCAACAGCUGGGAUACUCGGCUAAUCCUUCUUUCAGCACAGUUGAAGUGGGUCUCUUGUCCUCUUAUCUGAAGUUGUCUUUCUGUACUGUGGGCUCAAGUAAACCCCAGACAUUUGUGUCUACCAUCUCAGAUCGCAAGGUAUGCAGUUUGGGAACAGUUGUCACAUUAAGAUGCUCAGUCGAGUGUGGUGUGAGCAGAAACCAGAACCGGAUUGUAGGUGGACAGGAUGCAAUCAUUGAGAACUGGCCCUGGCAAAUCAGCCUGCAGAGCAGUGGCCAGCACACAUGUGGAGGGACACUGUUGACUUCACGAUGGAUAGUCACUGCAGCCCACUGCUUCAAUGGGGAUGGUAAGAAGGAGCUGAGCAGAUGGAAGGUGGUCUCUGGAAACACAUAUCUGGGAUCUUCUGGGUCUUCUUCUGUGGACAAGGUCAUCAUCAAUGGAGAUUACAGCACUGAACAGAAUGACUACGAUAUUGCCAUGAUAAAACUGCAAUCUCCGAUUACUUUCGGAGAAUCCCGUAAGCCAGUGUGUCUGCCCCCUCAAGAUCUUGGCCUUAAAGUAGGAGACAACUUAGUCGUGACCGGCUGGGGCCAUCUGAAGGAGAAAGGUAGCCUGUCUACAAACUUACAAAAGGCUCAGAUCCCUCUGAUAGACCGUGCUCAGUGCGCAAGUUCCACAGUCUAUGGUAACAGUGUGACUCCCAGGAUGAUCUGUGCGGGUUAUCUAGCGGGCAGUGUGGAUGCAUGCCAGGGUGAUAGUGGUGGUCCUCUGGUGUAUUUAUCUGACCGUUGGGUGUUGGUGGGAAUCGUGAGCUGGGGUGUGGGCUGUGCCAGACAAGGUCGUCCUGGUGUCUACACCAAUGUGGACCAGAUGCUUGACUGGGUCCAUUCGGUCAUGCAGGAAUUUCAGUGAGUCUGAAGGGAAGGAGGACACAUCCGAGACAAACCCACAGCAUUCAUCAUGGAUCCACAAAGAUCUUCAGUACACAAGAGAUGUCAGACAGAAGACCUCUACACACAUACUGUACAUUCAAACUCAAUUUACACAGAUCACUGUGGGAGUAUUUGGUCUGUGCUCAGGGUCUCGUGAUACUCUCAAAAGUGCCAUGAGUCAAAUUUUGCACACUGAAAUAUAUAAUUUAUAAAUAUGCACAGCGAAUAAUUGCUAAAUAUGAAGAGAUGAAUAAAUCAGUUCUUCUGGGAACCACCACUGCUUUUGUGGACCGCAGCAAUGCACUGUUGUAAAUCAAAGUGAUGUCACUAUAAGUGAUAUGUAAAAAGAACUAGAGCACUUUAAUGUGAUUUUUGGUGCCAUGCUAUAAUCUUAAAUGAAAGCCUAUGCUCAAUUGUGUCUGCCAAAACACCUUGGUGCAUUUACAAUGUUAUAAACAAAGAUGUUAUGUCAAUCAUCAAAGGUCUUAAUGUGCAUGUAAUAUCAGAAAUGGAAUGUCAGCUUAUGGUAUCAGUAGGCCCACACAGAAUCCCUUAACAUUUUUGGCUUAUUGAUUGUGAUUCCACUUAAAGUGUAGCUGCUACCAUUUCCGUUGAACACAUUUUACUAAAUUAGGGAAGAAAUUGUCUGCAUAAUUCUGUCUGGGCCUUCAUAUCAUUCUUGCAGAGUGUUGUUUACCUCUAUUUCAUACAGUUGCCUUUGUGGGUUAGUAUUACACUAUAAGACUCAUUUUGAUCAUAUAAUGUAUAUUUCUUAUUCCACGCAAAGCUGUUUUUCAUGCAAAUGUACAUAUUUUAAACUUGAAAUAAUCAGUUAAUUUAUGGAUGGUGGUUGUUAAUAUACUUGUAGAAGAAAAGUUUUUUUUUAAAUGUACAAUAUUGCAUUUUUGUUUUUUGUUUUUUUUUUGUCUUUUUAACAUGCCAGAUGCAUUAUAAUAAAGUGAAGAGUGGUGAACUGCAAGUUUUGUCACCAGAUUA
Molecule: messenger RNA, 2694 nt
Organism: Xyrauchen texanus (razorback sucker)
Lineage: Eukaryota; Metazoa; Chordata; Actinopteri; Cypriniformes; Catostomidae
Gene: tmprss4a
Product: transmembrane serine protease 4a
Exons: 14
Coding region: 299-1678 (459 amino acids)
Biological process (GO): proteolysis
Cellular component (GO): membrane
Molecular function (GO): serine-type endopeptidase activity; protein binding
Source: RefSeq, a predicted model, not a curated record